UGUGUCAGGACUAACAACGACCUCCCGGAAACAGAAGCAGCUCCACCGACACGAAGGACACCUGGCAGGUGACAUGAAGACUCAACCAGCAGUGUUUCCUGCAGACGUCCAGCAGCUGUCGGUGGGUGAAGAAGAUCCUCAUGAGCAGCAGGAGGGGAGCUCCAGUCUGGACCAGGAGGACUCUGAGACUGUGCACAUUAAAGAGGAACAGGAGGAACUGUGGAGCAGUCAGGAGGGACUGGAGGAGGCUGAUAUCAAGUUCCCCUUCACUCCUGUCUCUGUGAAGAGUGAAGAUGAUGAAGAGAGACCUCAGUCCUCACAGCUUCAUCACAGACACACUGAAGAGAUGGAAACAGGAGCUGAUGGAGAGGACUGUGGAGGACCAGAACCAGAGAGGAACUCAGAUCCAGAGAGAGGUUUCUAUCCAGAGAUCGAGGUCAAGACUGAAGACUCCUCUGAACCUGAAACUGAAGACAGUGAUGAUUGGAAAGAGACCAGAGAACAUCAUUCAGGUGUAAACUCUGUGGAAAAGAUUAAAGCUCAGAGAAAAAAGACUCACACCUGCUCUGAGUGUGGGAAAACAUUCAUAAGGAAAAGGAAUCUGAGCCAACACAUGAUGAUUCACACGGGAGAGAAACCGUUCUGCUGCUCUGAGUGUGGUAAAAGCUUCAACAACAAGGGACAUCUGAGCAGACAUUUGAUCACUCAUAGCAGAGAGAAACCAUUCAGCUGCUCUGAGUGUGGUAAAAAGUUUAACCAUAAAGAAAGUAUGACCAGACACAUGGUCAUUCAUACAAGGGAGAAACCGUUCAGCUGCUCUGAGUGUGGUAAAAGAUUUAACGACAAAGCUAAUCUGUCCAAACACAUGAGAAUUCACACGGGAGAGAAACUCUUCAGCUGCUCGGAAUGUGGAAAAUCAUUUCAACAAAAGUCUCAUCUGAAAGUUCACAUAGCUCAUAACCGAGGGGAGAAACCCUUCAGCUGCACUGACUGUGACAAAACCUUCUCUUGGCCCUUUCAGUUAAAAAAACACAAGUGUGCUGGCCGUCAGGCUUCAGGGUGUCAGAGACCAGAAACAGGAAGUGAUGGAAAUGUUUGUGGAGAACCAGAAGAAGACAGGAUCUAAGACGAAGAGAGACAAUGACAUCCAGAGACUGAAAGUAGAGACUCCUCUGACUGUGAGACUAAACACAGAGAUGAACAUCAGUCAGGUUUACAGGAACAAAUAAUGAAUUUUAAUGUUUCCCCUCACAUUCAUUUGGAGGGGCGACUCUAAAAGAAAGGCACAAAAUACUUUAUUCACCUGCGCGCCGUUUCCCAGGUGCCGAUACAUGUCAAAUCUGGCAGUAAUAAGUAAUAAGUGAGGCCCCGAUCACUACAAUGGAUUCUCUUGACUUUAUGACCACAUCUCCUUUGCGACUCUUCAAGUCACUGCAGUGCAACCUUCAGGAGUUUAACCAUUGACCCUCAACGUCCCCCAUCUGCUUCAUCACGCCGCCUUCACUUAGUCAACGACUAAACCAAGUACCGUCCAGCUAUCGGUCCAAUGUGAGUUUACAUCCUUCACUAGUCUAAGCGCUGCUCCUGACAUGCUGCAUGUUAUAAAUGUGGAGAGGUCGUUGGGAUUCCUCCGCUUCUUUCAGAACGCCACGUCAUUACCUCAUCACCUUUUCAACACCUGCUCAUGAAAACGAGGAUCAUUCUCAGCCUCUCUUGGUUUAAAUAUCAACUCAUUAAUAUGUUGAAUGCAGGUCUGAAAAGCACUCGUACUUUUAAUCCUCCUCAAGCAGCAUGUCCACGUCUUCAGAAGCUCAUUGGCUGCUGGGUGUAGAAACAUCGGCUGGCUGUCAUUGGUUAUUACAGGCCAGCUGCAGUGAAUGGAAACUCCUGAUUGGCCAAAUCAAAGAUCGGAUUGCUGUCUCCAUUUUGAGCUAUCUUACUUACACACAAAGAAUCCUAAAGAUGAAUGAUUACAGGAGAAUACAGAGGAGGAACCGGGGUCAGGGCUGUCAGAUCUAGAUCAGCCCCGUGGAUCUUGAUGGACGUGUUUGGACGUGGGGAAUCGUUCUGAUGCAGCAGGAACGUUUCUGUUGGAGUCUUCUGAUCAGGAGAGUUCAGUUCAUCUUCAAAUGUGAAUCAGAAGACGGUCAGAAGAGUCGACAGAUGUGUAGAGUGUGGCUGCCGUGCGGGCCGUCAUGCGUGUGCAGAUCUGAACAGGUAAAGAUGGACUGUCCCAUUCUGCGAGGCUGUUGGAGCUCCAGCAUCUCGACCGAGUCCCUCUGACCUCAUUUCAGUUUUUGUGUUUUGAUCGUUUGCUUGAUUCUGUGUGCAGAUCAAUAAAUACACGUUUCCCCUCA
Messenger RNA from Labrus mixtus (cuckoo wrasse), 2357 nucleotides. RefSeq names its product oocyte zinc finger protein XlCOF20-like. The record is from RefSeq and is a predicted model, not a curated record. Lineage: Eukaryota; Metazoa; Chordata; Actinopteri; Labriformes; Labridae. The coding region runs from base 74 to 1126 and encodes 350 amino acids. The transcript is spliced from 2 exons.